CAGUUCUCGUUGAACAAGUCCUGUUGGCUACCUAUCGUUGAGCAUAGACAGCUGGUGGCCCCCCGAUUGGAGCUUGUCAGCGAGGCGGGCCGCGUCAUUGGUCUGGAGCUGGCUGUGAGAGCAGUGGCUCGGUACGGCGCCCCACUUCAGUGCAGCUCUCUCCACGAUGUAGGGGAAAGGGACGCCGCCUGCCGCAUUGCUCGCCGAUGGGUGGAUUAGCUUGUAACAUCACCACUGCUGUCGCGUCCUCCCAGUUGUUAACAAUUGCUGCAUAUUCCGCUUGUCUCACGUUCGCGCCCCUCUCUCCCAGACCUUGACGGCCUUCUUUCCGCCCCGGCCUAUGUCCAUGCGGUUCAAGGGACCUUCCGAAUUGGCAAGGUAAUUCCGCAGUGAAGCAUCUACCCGACCCGCAUGCCAUCCCUCGUCCUCCCCAGAACCGACGCCUGAAAACGAAAGACGCCAUGUCGUACUUCUUUGCGACACCCGUCGACAUCGAUGUCGUCCUCGAGGAUGGCGACGACCGGUCCAUGGUCGACGUCAAGCUCGACAAGAACCGGCGCGAGAAGGCCCCCCUUUACAUGGACGGCGAGUCGGUGAAGGGCGCCGUGACAGUGCGGCCAAAGGACGGCAAGCGGCUAGAGCACACGGGAAUCAAGGUGCAGUUCAUUGGGACCAUAGAGAUGUUCUUCGAUCGAGGCAACCACUACGAGUUCCUUUCGCUAGUGCAAGAGCUCGCCGCGCCGGGCGAGCUGCAACACCCGCAGACGUUCGACUUCAAUUUCAAGAACGUGGAGAAGCAGUACGAGUCGUACAACGGCAUCAACGUGAAGCUGCGAUACUUUGUGCGCGUGACGGUGUCGAGGCGCAUGGCCGACGUGAUCCGCGAGAAGGAUAUCUGGGUCUACAGCUACCGCAUCCCUCCCGAGAUGAAUAGCAGCAUCAAGAUGGACGUGGGCAUCGAGGACUGCCUCCACAUCGAGUUCGAGUACAGCAAGAGCAAGUACCACCUCAAAGAUGUCAUCGUCGGCCGCAUCUACUUUCUGCUGGUGCGCCUCAAGAUCAAGCACAUGGAGCUCAGCAUUAUCCGCCGUGAGACAACGGGCGCCGCGCCUAACCAAUAUAACGAGAGCGAAACGUUGGUGCGCUUCGAGAUCAUGGACGGCUCGCCGUCAAGGGGAGAGACAAUACCUAUCCGACUUUUCCUCGGCGGCUUCGACCUCACGCCUACGUUCCGAGACGUCAACAAGAAGUUUUCCACAAGAUACUACCUCAGCCUAGUGUUGAUUGACGAAGAUGCGAGGAGGUACUUCAAGCAGUCGGAAAUCAUUCUCUACCGACAAGCUCCAGAACUGGCCAACGCCCAAGAACCGUUCCCAGCACCGCCGGAGAGCAAAUUCGCCACAGUGCAGGCGUAAAUGAGAAAGCGAAAGGAAGCGAGCAUUCGGACGGGAAAGGCAGGCGAUAGCGGGUAUUCUUUUACGGGACGUAGGCGAAUUUGUAUGCAUUGUAACAUGAGAGACUGCCGUAAUUUUUCUAGCACUGGCGUCACUGUUCGGAUUGUUCGGAUUGCUGCGCUUGCUAUUGGCGCCGCGGCAGCAAGCCGUUUGCUGCAAAACACUGUCAAGGAACUGUUCGCCAAGAAAGCACAGGCCAACAAUUACUUCAUACCUUCUAUUAU
This is a messenger RNA of Lasiosphaeria miniovina, 1678 nucleotides long. RefSeq names its product vacuolar protein sorting-associated protein 26-domain-containing protein. Bases 462 to 1415 code for a protein of 317 amino acids. The transcript is spliced from 4 exons. Lineage: Eukaryota; Fungi; Ascomycota; Sordariomycetes; Sordariales; Lasiosphaeriaceae. Gene Ontology annotation, cellular component: endosome; retromer complex. Gene Ontology annotation, biological process: retrograde transport, endosome to Golgi; intracellular protein transport. The record is from RefSeq and is a predicted model, not a curated record.